Perognathus longimembris pacificus (Pacific pocket mouse) is the source of this 658-nucleotide messenger RNA. Its product is annotated as DBIRD complex subunit ZNF326-like. The record is from RefSeq and is a predicted model, not a curated record. The transcript has 4 exons. Lineage: Eukaryota; Metazoa; Chordata; Mammalia; Rodentia; Heteromyidae. The coding region runs from base 123 to 335 and encodes 70 amino acids.
GGGCCCGUAGCGCCGCUCUCGGUUGUGCUGACUGCGAGCUUGGGACGGUGGGUCGCGGGCUCUCGCCGCCGGCCAUCGUUCAGCCCCGUGUCGCCGCGGCUGUCCGCCCCUCAGCCUCCACCAUGGACUUCGAGGACGAUUACACACACUCUGCUUGCAGGAAUACUUAUCAGGGCUUUAAUGGAAUGGAUCGUGAUUAUGGUCCUGGAUCGUACGGAGGGAUGGACCGUGACUAUGGCCAUGGAUCGUAUGGGGGUCAGAGAUCCAUGGAUUCCUACCUAAACCAGUCAUAUGGCAUGGACAAUCACAGUGGUGGUGGUGGGGGUAGCAGGUAAAUAACUUAAUCACUUGGCCAAAUAAUUACACAACUAUGAGUCUGGAUAUAUUAUUUUUUAAAGUAUUCCUUAGCUUUAUUAUGAUACUUGAAUUUUGCUGUUUGGUAUUGAUUGUCACCUUAAAUGUUUAGUUGUUUUAGUUAAUGGAUAUAAAGAUUAUCUCCAGAUGACUGACAAAGACAUUUUAGGGAAACCCCAGAUAACAUUACUUCAUUAUAAAAUAAUUAAGUACUGUGUCUUUACUAGUGAAAUUUAUAUUUUUUACUACUUUUCUUUUUAACUCCUUUCAGCUAAAAUAUCUUGAAAAAUGUUAUAAGAAGUUA